AUGGUAUUAUCAAAUAUUGGUGGUGAUAUCAAUAUUUACAUUCUUAAACGAAUAAAUUAUUGGGCUUGUCAUAUACGUGGUUAUCUACAUUUUGUUUUUCUCAAUUCAAUCUAUCUAUCUUAUGUACUUCAGAGUGGUUUUCGUCUUUUACGUAUUGUAUUUCAUAAAUAUAAAUAUUUACGAACAAUUUAUUCGUUUUCAUUUUUUAUUCUCGUUCAAUGGAUUGCAUCAUUUCUAUUUAUUUUACCUAUUUUGAUUGGAGAUCAUAACUAUGCAUCUUUUGUUGUCUAUUUACCUCAAGAAUUUUAUUGUAGUGUUCCUAUUACUAGUAUUCGAGGUACUAUAUUUAUAAUACUUAGUGCAUAUUUCAUACCAUUAUGUUGUAUUGGUGUAACUUAUUUGUGGAUUAUAAUUCAUGUCCAAUAUAGAAACAGACAAAGUAUGUUGAUACCUAUUUCAGUUCAACGUAAAACUAAACGUGAUAAUAUUAUCAUAAAACGAAUUUGCAUAGUUAUGAUUGUCCUUUCAUCAUUAGGAAUAAUACCAUGUUCGUUUGUUAUUGUAUAUAUUAUGACUAAUUACUUGCAUUGGGCAUCCUAUCGUGUAAGUUGGAUGACAGUUUCUAUAUCAUUUGCAUUAAUUACUCUAUCAUCACUUUAUCAUGAUGAUGUUGAUGAUGAUGAUAUUAGAUUUAUUUCUAAACUUAUUGUUAAUAUUGUUGAAUCAAAUGAUAUAUUUGAACGAUCAGCUGGAAAUAUUCGAAUUGAAGUUAAUGAGCUUGGCUGCUUUUUCGAUAAAACAAAUAUUACACUUGCUGAUGGUUCUAUGCGACCAUUAAAUUUAUUAACUGUCGGUGAAGAAGUUCUUGUUUAUUUAUCAUCUGGAAAAACUCAAAAAAGUCGAGUAUUAACAAUAUUUCAUCAUCAACGUUCAUCGGUUCGUUUCUUGGAAAUAUAUACAGUAAACAAACAAGAACCACUUCGUCUUACACCGUUACAUUCAAUUCUUAUCAAGAAAAAUACUAAGAAACAAUCUUCUUUUCAUUAUAGUUUCGCACAUAAGGUUGCUAUUGGUGAUUUUGUUUUUUCAUCGGAACUAAAAUCUUUACGAGUAAUUAAUAUCAAAGAAAUUAUACUUUAUAAUCAAACAAUUUCUACUCCAUUGACAUUUGAAGGAAAUAUUAUAGUAAAUAAUUUAAUAGCAUCAUGCUAUGCUACUUAUCGUCAUAAAUUUAUGCAUAUGCUAACAUUACCUCUUCGAUAUUGGUAUCAAAUAGAAAUGUUUUCUCAUUUUAAUUAUUUUAUUGUUCAUUUAAUUGAUUUUUAUUCAAAGAUAAAUUUUUAA
Molecule: messenger RNA, 1344 nt
Organism: Rotaria sp. Silwood1
Lineage: Eukaryota; Metazoa; Rotifera; Eurotatoria; Philodinida; Philodinidae
Source: the annotation of a GenBank genome assembly